Molecule: messenger RNA, 1052 nt
Organism: Anopheles maculipalpis
Lineage: Eukaryota; Metazoa; Arthropoda; Insecta; Diptera; Culicidae
Product: BTB/POZ domain-containing adapter for CUL3-mediated RhoA degradation protein 3
Exons: 2
Coding region: 107-988 (293 amino acids)
Biological process (GO): protein homooligomerization
Molecular function (GO): protein binding
Source: RefSeq, a predicted model, not a curated record
CCGUUCCGUCGGAGGUCGGCAGUACCGUGAAGUGGGUUUCCCUGGUGCGUACAGUACGUACGCAAAGCAUCCGGACAAGAUUGAGCCCGACGGAGCAGCGUCCAGGAUGUCGGGUGAUCAGAAAACCCUCAUCAAGGGCAAUCCAUCCCAGUACGUUAAGUUGAACGUAGGCGGCUGCCUGCACUACACCACAAUCGGAACACUCUGCAAGCAGGACACGAUGCUACGAGCCAUGUUCAGCGGACGGCUGGAAGUGCUCACAGAUUCGGAAGGUUGGAUUUUGAUCGAUCGCUGUGGCACACACUUUGGUACGAUACUAAACUUUCUUCGUGACGGAAGCGUAGCAUUACCGGAAACGACCAAAGCGAUCGCCGAACUGCUGGCCGAAUCUAAGUACUACUGCAUCCAGGAGCUGGUCGAGGCGUGUGAGAAAGUGCUCGCUAAGAAGGAACGCGAAUCGGAACCGAUCUGUCGCGUGCCGUUGAUAACCUCGCAAAAGGAGGAGCAAUACCUGAUCAGCACAGCGACGAAACCAGUGGUAAAGCUGCUGAUCAAUCGGCACAACAACAAAUACUCGUAUACGAACACGUCCGAUGAUAAUCUGCUCAAAAACAUUGAGCUGUUCGAUAAGCUGUCCCUACGCUUCAGUGGGCGUGUGUUCUUCAUUAAGGAUGUGAUCGGUUCGAGCGAAAUCUGCUGCUGGUCGUUUUACGGCAAUGGCAAGAAGGUGGCAGAAGUGUGCUGCACCUCGAUCGUGUACGCUACCGACAAGAAGCACACCAAGGUUGAGUUUCCGGAGGCGCGGAUUUUCGAAGAAACGCUAAACAUACUGCUGUACGAGAACAAAAACGCGCCGGAUCAGGAGUUGAUGCAGGCGACCUCGUUGCGUGGAGCCGUUGGAGGGAUCAGCUCAUACACGAGCGACGAGGAGGAGGAGCGGACCGGUUUGGCUAGGUUACGCUCAAACAAACAGAACAAUCCUACAUGAUUCACACAUCAGCUAGUGCUGAAGAGGAAGCUGUUGCCAAAGAGGAACUAGCACCGCCCACUAG